CUUUCUCCUUUUUCCAAAAGAAAUUUCUUUAAUUUCAGUCGGUAAAUGUAAAUUUUACUAUACAGGAAAAAUAUAUAAAUAACUACUGAGAGAGUAGGGAUAUUAUAUUAUCCUUAUUAUCUAAUGAUAAGGAAGAAUAAAGUUGGAUGAACAGUUUCGCAAAAUUGACGAUGAGGGUAGCACAUUCAAACUGUAUUUUCUCAACACGAAAAUGGUUAAGAGGAGAGAAGCGUUUAUUGAAUAGUACUAGCACCGAGCCUAUUCGGCGGCUGCGCUGUUUUCUCAUGUAUUGAUUAUUAAGUCUCUUAGUAGAUUUUUUAAUUUCAUUAUAUACAUAGUAUUUCCAAAGAAAAUUAUUAUUCAAAAAUCAAUUAUUUUAUUUACACGUGACAUAGUGUUGUUAUUUUAUAUAUAUUGGAUAAUUCGUGUUUCGAAAAAAAAUUAUUUUUGUGAAAAAAAAAAAUGCAAUUUUCCCCAACAAAUUAUUUUUUAUCAACCAAAUAUUAUUAUUAUUACUAUUAUUUUGUGGGAAUAAAUUUUUGAAUAUUAAUGGAAGAAAAAAAAUUGAAAAUUGAUGAAAAAGAAAAAAAUUGAGGAAUGGUUAUAAAAAAAUAUGGUCUUGAAAAGAUUUUGAAAAUUUAGAAAUAAAGUAUGAGAAAGCUUAUAAUAUUAGCCUCUCUCUCUUCUUCUUCUUCUUCUUCUUAUCAUGUCGAUGGCAGCGCCAUGAAGCCCGCCAAAAAAGAAUGCGAUUUUCAUCCCCCACGCGAAUUAUACAUUGGUUGGUAGGAUACUCUGCGAGAUGUAGUUGUAGAGCCAUGAAUUGCAAUGAUGGCUCGUUCAACCCGCCUCCCACUACAGAUAAUCAAUCGUAACAUGGCUGGUGAUUCUUGUUCUCGACGAUAUUCCCCCCCUGUUUAAAAAAAAAGAUUUUCUACUUCUUAAUAUAUAUCAUUGAAAAAGAAUGGCCAAAAAUUUAUAAUUUCAUUUGAAAAUUGGUGUCAAAAAAUAAUAAAAGAAAGAAGACAUGAAUAAUGGUGCAUUAAAAUAAUAAAAAACAUCUAUAAAAUAAUGACUUUUGAAUCCAAACAAAAAGAGGUAUAUAACCAAGAUGGAAGAACUCUCAUCGUGGGAUGAAAUCCGUCAAUAAAAAAGGGUUCAUUUAAGAAUCAUUCAGAAGAAAUAAUUUCAAAUUAAUAGAUUUUCAAAACAAUUAUUAAUAUACCCCAACAUCGUGCAUUCGGGUAAUUUUAUUUAAAUUUAAAAAAAAUGAAUUUAAAAAAAAUAUCAAGAGCCAUGUAGGUAUCAAAUAGAAUUGUGUUUAAUUAUAUCUAUGUCUAUAAAGUUAAAUUGGCAAAAGUUUCGCAAAUUUAUUAUCUUUAAUAUAAAAUUACAUCAUGAAUAAUUGAAAUAAAAUGAAUGGAGUAGAAUACAAAGAAAAUAUUUAUAAACUAAUGUAAUGUUAUAUAAAAAAAAUACUUGCAACGGCGAUGGAAUCUGAAUGCUUAGAGCCUUUAAAUUUAGUAGUAAAGAAGGAAGAAAAAAAUGACGAAACACUUUUAAUUGAAGAUAAUGUAGAAGGCACAAUUGAGGAUUCAAAAGUAAAAAAUAUUGAAGAUACUGAGAUACGUGGUGACUUAUCAUUAUUACAAGAAGCAAUGAAAUCAGAUGAUUCAAAUUCAAAUAGUAUGGAACAAAAAAUUCUUACAGCAUUCUACAUGAGUAGCUUAAUGCAAGUAUGCAAUAUGGCUACACCAAGAAAUCUACAAUCAUUAAAUACACAAAAUAAUUUUAUGCAACUAUUGGCAAUGGUAGAAGCAAGACAUCAGCUAUUGCAACAAAUGAAUUGGAAUAUGCCAUCAAAUUUUUUAAGAAAUCCUCUAAAUAUUCCACGUCCUUAUUUUGAUGUGCCAAUGGUCAGUUUAAAUGAUCAAAUAUGUUAUAUUCAAAAUUCUGGUACAGCGAGUAAUUUAUCUUCCAAUAAAAAUGAUUCUGUAAAUCAGGAUCGUGAUGUCAAACAAACUUUUACAAAACGGUCAACAAAUGAACAAAAAAACUCCUCAUCGUUAUUAACGGAUAAUUCGAAAACACAAGAUACGGGGCAACAAAAUAAUCAAGAUAAAAAGAAACCACACAUAAAGAAGCCUUUAAAUGCAUUUAUGUUAUAUAUGAAAGAGAUGAGGGCAAAAGUAGUGGCCGAAUGUACCUUAAAAGAAAGUGCUGCAAUAAACCAAAUAUUAGGAAGGCGGUGGCACUCGCUAAGUCGGGAGGAGCAGGCGCGGUAUUACGAAGCUGCCAGGCAGGAACGACAUCUACAUCAGCAACGUUAUCCUGGCUGGAGUGCUAGAGAUAACUAUGGAUACGGCAGCAAGAAGAAGAAGAGGAAGAAAGAACGCUCCGCAGAUCCCACCGGAGGUAACAAUAUGAAAAAAUGUCGUGCAAGGUAUGGUCUGGAUCAACAAAGUCAGUGGUGUAAACCAUGCAGGCGUAAGAAGAAAUGUAUCAGAUAUAUGGGGGAGGGCGGUGACGGUGAUGGUGAAGGCGAUGGUGACGUUGAAGACGAUCAUUCAGAGGACAAUCUUGGAAGUGUGGGCGAAGCUGGUACACCAGAAGAUGAUGAAUCAUUAAGUAGUCCUGGUGGUUUAUCGGGAUUAUCAAGUUUGGCGAGUCCAUCAUUGGUGUUACCAUCACCAUCAAGUUUAGCAAGUCCAUGUCCAUGUCCAUUAACACCACCAGUGCCAACAUCAUUGUCGUCGAAUAAUUUAAAUUCAGCGCAACAAACAGCGGCGGCGCCGCCACAUCGAAAUCCCGUUGGAACAAAUCCCCACGAUAUAAACAAUCCCCUAAGCGUUAAUCAAUUAACAGGACAAUGUAUAAAAAGUGAUGUGGGUCCAGCACCCUCAGGUCCUUCUAAUUCUGCGAUUAGUGUUACGUAGCCCCGGCCAACCCCAAGUGACAAGACUGUAUCACUUGAUGUCAUCGGGGUUGUUUGCCUACGCGUAAAUUCUAAAAGCAUAUUAGUUAAUCAUAAUUAUGGCCAAUUUUGGUUCUUGGAAAUUGUGUCGGUAACGCAGAGACUGUUGUAUUAUUAAACUUGUACAUGAACUUUGGUACAAGAAUCUGUAAAAUGUUUUUAAAAAAAAGUAGAUUACAAAAAAAGUCUCUGUAAAUCCGUGUGCCUUUGGUUGCAAAUAAAUAUUUGUCUACCAAACGUGUCACGAUCAGUUUAGAAAGGAAAGUGCAAUAACUUAAUCUUUUGCUAAGCGAUCGUCAAUUAAAAAAAAUGUCCAAAGCCGAUUUGUAAAAGCAAAAUAAGAACAAUGUAAAGUCAAAAAAAAAAAAUUAAUAACAGAUGAUACAGAAAUACUCAGGACCAAGUGUCUAGCUGCUGUCAUUGUCGUGUGUAAUAAAAAAAAGUGUUCGUUCAGUGCGAGAUUGACGCGUGCGGCAGCUUGUAGUCCUUGUUAUGUUGUGAUGCCAAUGACUGAAAGGUCAUGUUCCUGUGCCAGGUACUAUAUUCUAUAAACGUAGAUUUACUGCAUAGUUAAGAAAUUCGGUAACAUUUUAUUAUUAUCGUUCUUCGAUCAUUCAGCCGUCAUUAUUUUUUUUUGUCAAAUACUUUUUUCUGUAUGUAAUUUGUUAUUUUUUUUAAAGUCUAUGCAAUUACUUAGAAUUUAAGAUUUUCUUGUGAAAAAAAAUAUUUUUCUUCAUUUUUUCAAAAAAAUAUUAUUUUCAUUAAACAAUUUUUCACUAA
This is a messenger RNA of Leptopilina boulardi, 3751 nucleotides long. Its product is annotated as protein pangolin, isoforms A/H/I/S. Gene Ontology annotation, cellular component: beta-catenin-TCF complex. Lineage: Eukaryota; Metazoa; Arthropoda; Insecta; Hymenoptera; Figitidae. Bases 1488 to 2933 code for a protein of 481 amino acids. The transcript has 7 exons. The record is from RefSeq and is a predicted model, not a curated record. Gene Ontology annotation, biological process: regulation of transcription by RNA polymerase II; canonical Wnt signaling pathway. Gene Ontology annotation, molecular function: DNA-binding transcription factor activity, RNA polymerase II-specific; RNA polymerase II cis-regulatory region sequence-specific DNA binding.